CUGGAAUUUGUAUUGCUUUAAAAUUUCAACUGUAUGCUUAUGCGAAUAGGGAUGGUGUAAAUGAAGUGGUCUUUAAAUUAUUAUCAUGGCAUCUGUAGAUCUUCCUAGUGACAAAAACCUUCUAGAAAACUUACUUGCUCGAGCUACAAAUCCUUUGGAUUCAGUUCCUGAUUCUGAAGCUGUGGCAGAAUUUUGUUGUUUAAUUGACAAAGAACAUGAUGGUCCUCAAAAUGCCCUUAGACUAUUAUCACACAAAAUUCAAUCUCCCAUUGAAAAAGAAUCCUUAGCUGCACUAUUUGUUCUUGAGCAGUGUGUUCAAAGAUGUGGAAGUAGAUUUAGAUCUGAACUUGGAAAAUUUAGAUUCCUUAAUGAAUUGAUCAAAGUUGUGUCACCUAAAUAUUUAGGUAACCGUGCAUCUUUAUUAGUUAAACAAAAGAUUGUUGAAAUCUUAUUUCUUUGGAGUAAAGAAUUGAAAUCUGAACCUAAAGUACUUGAAGCUUAUCAAAUGCUUAAAAGGCAAGGAGUUGUAAUUGAAGAUCCAGUCUAUGUAUUAGAUAAUUAUGAGCCUUUGCCACCUCCACCCCCUAGACCAAAAAAUGCCAUUUUUGAAGAUGAAGAAAAAGCGCAGCAACUGCAAAAGUUACUGCGUAGUAAAAAUGCAGAAGAUUUGCAAGCAGCAAAUAGGUUAAUAAAAAACAUGGUUAAAGAGGCUGACAAAAAAAUGGAAUUGAUGGCUAAAAGAUCAACUGAGUUGGAAACAGUUCACAACAAUGCCAAUGUUCUAGCCGACAUGCUGCAACACUAUAGACCAGGUGAAACAUCAGAAGAGGAAAAAGAUUUAAUGAAGGAACUAUUCCAAAGCUGUGAGAGACUUCGGCCAAAGCUUUUUAGGCUUGCUGGAGAAUUAGAUGAAAAUGAUGAAGGUCUUGGUGAUAUUCUGAAAGCCAAUGAUGAACUUACUGUUGUGAUUAACAGUUACAAAAAAGUUAUGGGGUUAUCAUCAGGCAACGGAAAUUUAAAUCCAAAAGAGUCAUCUCUGCUAGAUUUGGGUUCUCCUGUGGCUGAGACUCACUCAAAAGAUCUAAGUUCAACUUUACUAGAUGAUCAAUUACUUGCUUUAGGUUUAAAUGAUCCUGUUGAAAAGCAAAGUGCAAUGCAACAAUCUAUUGGUCUCAAUGAAGUUAAUAGUACUUCUAAAACAAUUGUUUCUACAUCCUUAUCAGAAUUGGAUCAAAUAUUUUCUACACAAAACAGUGAACCAAAAUGUGACAUUAAAUUGCCUUUCUCUUCUGCAAAUCCAAACUCAACUAUGCAUGCAUCAACUACGAACUCUGUGAUAAAUGAUAGUUAUCGCGCCAACUUGUUUUUCAGUGGUGGUGAUAUAAAAAUGCCUUCCCUUACACCAUUGCAGUCUUCGCUUAGCAAGAUAUCUCACAGUGAACCUACUCCAAGUUCUGCACCUAUUCCAAUAUCUAAGGGGCUAGAGGAAUUAGACGAGUUAGGUCAAUCACUCCUGAAACAAAGCCUACCUGCAACAUCUGUAAAAUUUGAAUUUCCUAAUACACCCCAGAAAGUUCCAUUAAGUCAAAUGAAACAAGAACAGAAAGCCCAAAACAUUGAAAGUGUCUCAAACUCUUUGUCAUCUAAAUGUUCACUUAUUGAUUCCAAUAGUAUUAAAUCAUCUUCACCAGAUAGAUUAUCACCAUCGUCCAGUCCAGCUCAUAGUAUUUUGUCACUGAAAGAUAUGUUUGUGCCUCUGGAAUCUGUGCAACCCGGCUCUUUAUCGCCGUUGACAUUACAUGAAAAAAAUGGGUUGACUGUUGUGAUACAUUUUGGCAAAGACUCCCCUCAUGCUGAUGUAUCUGUAAUGGUUGUUUCUACUAUGAGCAAAAAUUCUAGUCCUGUAAAAAACGUUAGCUUUCAAGCUGCCGUUCCUAAGUCUAUGAAAAUUAAGCUACAGCCACCAUCUGCUACUGAUCUACCAUCUCAUAAUCCUAUACUGCCCCCUGCUGCUAUCACACAAGUUAUGUUGUUAGCUAACCCUCAGAAGGAUAAUGUUAGAUUUAAAUACAAAGUCAACUACACAAUUAAUGGGCAAGAUUUUACAGACGUAGGAGAAGUAGACAGUCUCUUAACUCAGCGGUGACGCAACCAAAAUAGUUUCAAGCAUGAAGUCUAUUCACAUCCAAAAAAUAUUGAAUUAUUAUUUGUACAGUGUAUGUAAACAUAUUAUAUUUAGCUGUUUGUUUUACCAACUAUACAAGAUUUUUACUUUUAAAAAUAAAUUUAAUUUUUUGAUCAAAUUAUCUUAUUUAUUCAAAAUGUCUUGAUUUUUUUUAAUACUUACAAUGCACAUUGCUGCUGUCUCCCCUCCCCCUCCUCUUUUUUUUGUAAUUAUAGUUUAAAUAAGAAGUUGCAGGCCAACAAAUGUUCAUUUUUUGCUUGAUUAGUUUUAUACCAGAAUUCAUGUGUGAUGUUUUAUUUACAAAGUAUUCAAGCAAAAUGGGGUUUUAGGUUUUUAAUUUCAUUUGCUGAAAUAUGAUGUGCGCUAGUGUUGCAAAAUAUAAUUGCUAAGAUUUAUGCUCUGCAUUCAUUUUUUAGACCCCCCCCCCUUUUUUUUGCUCAUUUUUUAAUACAAAAAAAAAAUUCGUCGGCAUGCUGUAUAUUUCAUGAUUUUGUGUUAAAAUGCAUCCCCCCCUGCCCUCUCCUUCUCCAUGCUAAAAGUUAUUUUAUUUUUAAAUUCAUCUUUUUGUGGCUAUAUUUUUCAUAAAUAAAUGUUUAUUUGUGCACAGAAUCAAAUUAGGUAUACAAGAACAAUUCAUAAAUUUGAAUUUGUAUGCGUGCUUAUCUGGUUUAAGAGUAUGGACUAAUAAGAAUGCCCCCAAGUAUGAAUCGCCGAUUAGAAUAAAACUUUGCACAUCAAUAGAACACUUUAAAAUAAUGAAUCUGUAUUUCUUCUUAUUGGCAACAAAAACCUUCAACGGGGGAAAUUUAUCCCUAAAUAUUGAAUAAUUAAGAAUUAGAGGGUAAAACACAUUUUAUUUUAAAGUUUAGUUAUGAAAAUUCAAAUAAUGACUGAAAUUUUGAAAAAACUUAACAAACUGAAGUUGACGUGUUUCAGGAUUUUUCUGAAAAUGCUAUUUAUAGGGGUAAACCAUCCCUCGCAAUCUUACCCCAUCUCAUGGCUAGCUGCCUAUGAGCAAUUAAUUCCAUGUCAGAAAAAUCACCUUCUUGACCUCACCAUUUCCGAUUUCAAUAAAAUUUGGCAUGAAGGACACACAUGACAAGAUAAGUAAUCCUGCUAAUUUUUAGUUUUCUACUUUGAAAAUUGUUUGUAAAAGAACUCAAAAUAUACAAAAAAAAAAAAAAGUGUGUUCUUACAAAUAAUUGAAACUUCUCUCCUAGUUAUAGCAAAUAGAAAAUGCAAAAAAUAUUAUACAGCUUAAAAAAAAAGCUUUCUACUGAUAUAUAACAUGAUUUUCUUACGAUAAAUA
This is a messenger RNA of Uloborus diversus, 3494 nucleotides long. RefSeq names its product ADP-ribosylation factor-binding protein GGA1-like (gene Gga). The record is from RefSeq and is a predicted model, not a curated record. Bases 86 to 2146 code for a protein of 686 amino acids. Gene Ontology annotation, cellular component: trans-Golgi network. NCBI's taxonomy places the organism in Eukaryota, Metazoa, Arthropoda, Arachnida, Araneae, Uloboridae. Gene Ontology annotation, molecular function: ubiquitin binding; small GTPase binding; phosphatidylinositol binding. Gene Ontology annotation, biological process: vesicle-mediated transport; intracellular protein transport. The transcript is spliced from 16 exons.